AUGGGGGCGAGGAUGAGUACUACAUUGAGGUGCGUGAGACAGGAAACCGCCAGCAGGAGAGUACGCUUAUGGACAAUGUCCAACAUUGCCAUGCCUGGCAGGAAGAUGGUGGGCCAUCUCUGGGGCCUGUUGAUGCUAAGGGGGGCUGAACUGAUGCAAACGCGUGCUAGGGCGAUGUCUGGUGCUGCAGUUGCUGCCACCAGUGAGGCUGCUCGGGCAAAGGAAGUCUUCGCCAAACAUGUUGAAUCAGUGCUGGCAAAGGCUGCCAAGAUCAGGGCUGUGGUGCAGCUCAAUGCGGAUCUGAACGUCCUGGAUGGUGAGUACAACAAGCUAUCGGAGCAUGUGGCACAGGGUGAAAGGGAUGACCACAACCAAGCGUAG
Messenger RNA from Durusdinium trenchii, 381 nucleotides. NCBI's taxonomy places the organism in Eukaryota, Dinophyceae, Suessiales, Symbiodiniaceae. The record is from the annotation of a GenBank genome assembly.